AUGACUAACUCCGAGUUUAGCAGUCGACCGUCAACAACUUCUCAGUCCUUAUCGGAUACUAACACUGAACGUCAUCGAGCUAAUGGGCAUGCGCAAAAACCUUUCAACAUCAACGAUGCAUUUGCUGUCAAGAACAAUAUCGAACGUCAAUUUCAAAAUUCAAUUAAUCAACUGACAAUAUUUGACGAACGCAAUGCAACUGAGGAAACGGUCAGAUCUUUGGCAGACAAGUUAAUACCCAAACGGCCGGUCACACCUCCAGAUGAUGAAGUUAAUGUGGACACGUUUCCACGUGAUAUUGAAGAAUUGCUUGCAUUAGUUCGACGACGUUUAAAUAUUCGAAGAGAAAAUUGUAUAUUAACAUUUGAUGAGUUAUCGCAAUUGGCCACUGUCAUUUUAACACAAAUUCGAUUCAAAUGGAUGGAUAUUGAAACAAUUUUUGUUGAUCAUCCAUUAAUACCUCAAAAACGGAAUAAUGAAUUACGUCGUCGUAUCUUUGUCAAUAUAUUAUGCAUAUGCGAAAGUUUAUUUGAAAAUUCUGUUAAGCAAGCACAAGUAUUUCAUGAACGUCGAGUAUUUUCUGAUAUAGCAAAUAUGACGCGACUUCGAACAUUACUUGCAGAUAAUAUAAAUACCUUAAUUAAUAUUCACUCUCUACGGGAACAUCUUGCAUCCGAAAUGGUUUAUGAUGAAAGAAGAAAGAGAAGAAAGAAUCAAGAUGAUCAGGAUGAGAAUGAAAAUGGUGUUAGAAGAUCUUAUUUAUCAAAGACAUCGGACUUAUUACAAGAACGACCGUCCACACGUGAUAUUGUUGAACAAUUUGGAAAAAGUUAUCGAUAUAAAAAACUGAAUCAGAGUAAAGACUCGAAAUAUUAUUUGAACGAGGUAUUGUCCAGUAUACCCGAAAUGAAUAUGAAUAGAAUUUCAUUCACAUUACCAACUGUUAAAGAAACAGAUAGGUUAGAAAAGAAAUCAAAAGAAAUGCCAACAAAAAAACUGUCAGAAGAUGAGAAAUCGAUCAUUUUACGAGAAGUGAACAAUGAACAGCCUUUAAGUUUGAAGCGAUCACGUUAUGGAUCAUUACCAAAUAUACAUGAAAAAUUUCUUGCCGAAGAACUUGAUUUAGAUAUAAAUCAAAUUAAAUUUAUUAAAUUAAACACAACAGAUCAAAUAAAAGAACAAUACAUUCCUAGUGAAGAUAAUAUUGAUCAGAAAAAGUUACAACAUCUAUCGAAUAGAGAAGAUUUACUUCGUUUAACAACAGAAACUGAAAAAGAAUUAGAAAAAGAAAAAACAGAUGAUAUUCCCUCUUUAAUCAAGGUUCUUGUGUCGACACCAAAUAUUGAUGAACGCAUUGCACAUCACAAACAAACAGUUAUAACUAUUGCAAAACGUCGAAAAUCAUAUUUAAAUAAUCUCAAAGAACGCGCUCAAGAUCGUCCAACACAUCCUCAACCUCAAACUGUUGAAAAAACAAUUAAAAAUAUUGAUGAUGAUACAGUUGUCUAUCUUGACAGACAGUUGCAUAUUGGAAAACAAAUUCGAGAAGUAUAUGAUCAAUUAUUGAGUACAAUCGAUGUAAAUUAUUAUUUUAGAAUGGAUACAGAUAAAUAUGUUCUCAAUUGUCCACCACAUUUGGAUCUUCCACUAGCACAAGCCUCAUCAACGUUUUCGAAAGCGAAAGUACAACAAGUGUAUAAUAAAAGUAUUGUUAGACGAGACCAACCACCAUGGUCAGACCACAUAGACAGAAAAAAAUGGGUGCUUACACCGGAUCCAAAGAAAAUUGAAGAAAGCAAUAAGAUGCGCAAACGUGGCGGUAAACAUCAUGCAAUUGUCUCUGAACCCACUAUUAAUCUCAGUCUCAUACCCGAUCCUCAAAUAAUUCAAUCGUAUAAAGUUAAAGAUGCUCGACAAGCUCGUGAUUUCGCAAACUGGCGUCAAUGGUGGUCAAAUGAACAUACGAGUGAUGAUUAUAUGAAAUAUUUGAGUACACAAUCAACAGAUUAUCUUCAUCAUAUAUUUCAUUUACAUGAAAAAUUAAGUAAAGAUGAACUAAAUGAAGAUGAGAUGAACUUAAUUGAAGAACGAAAUAGAGCCAUUAAAGAACGUGAACAAAAAAUUGAAGAAUUAAAAACUCGAAAAAAUAAAUUUGAACAAGGUAUAUGGAAUGCGGAAACUAUAUUUUUGGGUGGUCUUGGUAAUGAGCCAUUUUUGCCAGCAUCUGAAGAUCCAAUAGUUUUAUUUGAAAAUGAAUUAGAAAGAAGAAAACCAAAAGCAGUCAAAAUUGAUCUAUUUGAUCCAACAACAAGACGAAAAGCAAUAUCAAGUAAUAGACUAUUGAAAACAAUACUCAGUAAUAUUAAGCAACAAAAUAUUCAAAAACGUCUUGAAAGAAUAUGGAAACUAUUGCGUAUGAAUGACAAUGAUAAAUUAAAUAUGGCUGUUAAAUAUAGUACACUCGAAUAUGAAAAUUUAAUUGAACAGGCACUUGAUGCAUGGGAAAUCGUACUUGAUCUUAUUAUUAAACGCGAAAAAUUUAUUUGUGAAUUAGAAGAAUUUGAACGCCAUGCAUCUGAACCAAAUCGAUUUUUUGAAAAAGGACCGUAUGGUAGUUCAAAAGUUCGUUUAAAUGAAUCUCGUUAUCGAAACUAUUUAUAUAAUCAAUUGAGUAUAUUAGAUAAACAAAUAAUCGUAUUACUCGAUCGUAUCUCUGCAGAUUUUCGUGAUCAAGUGACGUUCAAUGGUCGAGAAUAUCGAGAUAAAAUGAAAUGGGAUAAAUUAGAAAUGUUACAUUAUUUACAAGAAGAAAGACGUCUCAAUUAUUUUCAUUCUUUUACAAAAAUGGCAUCUAAUAAUUCUGCUGAAAUUGACGACGUUGAAGUGUCUACACGUGGAUUACAAUUGUUUUUGAAUAAUGAGCUUGAUGAAUCCCAAAAAUUACUUGAUACUCAUCGAUAUUACAGUCCAUUAAUGCAUGGAACAUGGAGUUUUGUAUCAUUUAUGCGUGCUGUUAUUUCAUUCGACGAACAACGUUUAACUCAAGCGGGCUAUGAUUUAAGUGAAACGGAAAAAUUAUGUGCAAACGAAAGUACGAAUAAAUUUAAACGACCGUUAGUGUCGUCUGAGAAGAAGGGUAUAGAAGCAAUUGGUUAUGAAGAAUAUGUCAUUCGACGAAUAUUAAUCGCGGAUUGUAAACUAUAUCAAUCGAUAUUAAUGCUUAUUAAACAAGAAUUAGCCGGUCUACUGUCAGCUGGACUAUUGCUGAGAAAAUCAUGGAAAAUUUAUGAAAAAAUUCAUCGUGAAUUAUAUGAUUUGUUCAAAACAAAAGAACCAAAUGCUGAACAAAUUUAUGGUUCUAAACCAGAUGAUGUUGUUGUACAAAUGGAUGAUGAGAAAACAGCAAACACAACUCAGAAUAACAAUGAUUUAGAAGAGGAUGAAUCCUAUUUAUUUUCUACGCAAAAUAGUGCAUCCACUGUGAACACGACGAACAGUGGUGGUACAGAUUUACCAUUAGCGACAGUCAAACGUUUAUUAGCAUCAGUCAGUUUUGGUUAUGGCCUUUUUCAGAUUGCCUUGUCAUUCAUUCCACCAAGAAUUAUGAAGUUAAUAAAAUUUUUAGGAUUUGAAGGAGACAGAAAAGUUGCAUUAACAGCACUCUAUUUUGCUAGUCAAAGUCAAGAUGUUAAAGCUCCCUUGGCAAAUCUAACCUUACUAUGGUAUCACGUAGUCAUUGUGCCAUUUUUUGCCAUAGAUUUAACAACAAUAGUAGAUACAUCCGAAGCUGAGACAAUUCUAAAACUUAAUUUUAAUAAAUUUGGAAAUUCUACAUUAUUUAUUUAUUUUCAAGGACGUAUGGAAAGAUUACAGCGAAAUCUUCCUAAAGCGCUCGCAACAUUCCAUAGUGGUCUCAGUCAGCCAGAACAAGCACCUGAACAAAAGAAUAAUGAACUACAACAAAUCCUUAUGUACGAUGUUGUGUGUACGGGAGCAAUGGGUGAUAUAAAAGCAUCUACAAACUUCGUCAAAGAAGGUAUCAAAUUAUUACAAAAGAAAAGUAAUCCUGUUGAAUUGUUUGUACAAAAACGUUUAGAAUAUCUGAAAAAAAAUUCUCUAACAGUGACAACAGCGUAUAUUUUGGUAUUUGAAAUGCUCUAUUUAUGGACGACAGUUCCAUGCUGUGAACAUGAUACAUUAAGAAAAAUGCUUGAAAUUAUUGAACGUUUUGGUACUGAUUCGAAAGAUGAUAGUCGAUUGCGACCUAUUGCGUGUUUGGUUGAAGGCGCCAUUCAACAUGUUUUAAUGAAUCUUGACAAUGCACAAAAUUGUUAUGAAGAGGCAUUAGCUCGUGUCGAUGAUACAAAGUUAAAUUUUACCCGUUAUGUUGCACCAUUUAGCACAUGUGAAUUGGGUAUACUUGAAUAUUUACACCAUCGAAAUCCCAAUCGUGCCAAGGAAAUGUUGACAAAAGCAAAAGAUAAAUAUUCUGAAUUUGAUUUUGAUAAUCGAUUACAAAUUCGAUCGGUUGCCGCACUUAAAAUGAUCAAUAGUAGUGAAAGAUAA
Messenger RNA from Didymodactylos carnosus, 4566 nucleotides. The record is from the annotation of a GenBank genome assembly. NCBI's taxonomy places the organism in Eukaryota, Metazoa, Rotifera, Eurotatoria, Philodinida, Philodinidae.